AUGGUAGACAUAAAAAAAGAAAAUAUUUCAGUGGACAAAAAGAAGAUAAAAAACAAAAUAGAUAAUGAUGAAUACAAUGCAACAUCCUUAGUAGAAAAAAUAACAGAUAACGAAGAAACAAAUAUCGACAAUACCGAGGAUGGGAAAACUGAUGAAAAUAAUAGAAAGUACGAAGAAGACUCAAACUUAGAAUCUGAUAGUGAUGAUUCAGAAAGUUUUGAAAAGUUAUUGAAAAAUGCUAAAGUAGUUAAUAUAUCAAGUUUUAAUAAAGAUGAAUUAAUUUCAGGAGAAAAGAACUCAAAAACGUUUCCAAUUGAUGAAAAAUACGUGUCUAUGGCAUUAUCUUUCAUAUACAAUUUUAUGGUUGAGCACGAAUUCGUGGAAUCACUUGAAGUGUUUGAGAAGGAAUAUGUGAAGAAGUUUGGCGAUGAUAUUAAUAAGUUGAGGAAAACACGACAUGAAGAUAUAUUUACCCAAAAUGAGCUUUUAAGAAAUGAUUUUUUGAAUCAUGAAAAAUUUACAAAAGAAAUUCAAAAUUCUCUGGAAGAUGCAAAUAAAAAAGUUCAAAAAACAAUAAAAGAAAGAGAUUACUAUUUAAUGCAUCAUAAGCGAGUUCUACAAGAAAAGGAGACUCUAAAUAAAGAAAUACAGAAACAAAAAAAGGAAAUUGAAAAAUUUCAAAAUUCAGUAGAGGAAAUAAGAACCAAAUACGAAUCUGUGCUUAAGGAAAAAAUGCUUGCUGUCCUGGAAAAAGAAAAAAGGGACACUAAAAUUGAAGGCUUAAAUAAGUAUAUCGAAAGAUUGAAAGAUUUGUUAGAAAGUAGUAAAUCAGAUUCUUCAAUAGCUAAUAUUUCCUCCAUCCACGAAAAGAGCAGUAAUAAUGUACCUCAGAAUAUUACUUCAAAACGGGAUAAAAAAGAUUUAGGAAAAAUAGACACCAAAAGAGAAGAUACUCCUUGGCCUAAUAAAGAAAGUGCCCCUUGUGAAAUGAAUGAAAAUGAAGAUAAAGAAAAUUUUAAUUUAUGUAUUUUCUCCUUAAAUAUUGAAAAAUCUUUUAAUGCUCAUAAUAAUGCAGUGUCAGGUCUUGCAUAUAAUAAUAAAGUUCAUUUGUUAGCAACUGGAGGAGAUGAUGGACAAUGGAAAACAUGGAGUGCAACAAAUUAUGAAUUAGUGAUGGCUUCACAAGCUCACAAAAAAUGGAUAGGCGAUAUUUGCUUUAAUAAGGAAGGGAAUAUUUUAUGUACUUGUAGUGGAGAUUCUAAGAUAAAAUUAUGGGAUAUGAUUAAAGAAAAAUGUGUUCAUACUUUUAAAAACUCAACAGGACCUAUAUGGAGUUUAUCAUUUCAUUAUGAAGGUGAUUUUUUUGCAUCUGCCUCUAUGGAUCAAACAAUUAGAAUAUUUGAUAUGAAUAGUUUACGACAAAGACAAAUUUUAAGAGGGCACGUUGAUAGUGUGAAUUGUGUAAAUUUUCAUCCAUUUUUUAGUACCCUCGUUAGUGCAUCUGUUGAUAAAACGGUAUCAAUCUGGGAUAUGAGAAGUGGACUGUGCGAAAAUACUUUUUAUGGACAUCAUUUUCCAUGCAGCUAUUCUAAUUUCAGCACAGAUGCAAAAUGGAUAUACUCUUGUGAUUCUGGUGGUGUUGUUAAAAUUUGGGACAUCCGAACGAAUAAAUGUCUCAUUAAUCUAGACGCAGGACCAUCAAGUGCAAAUAAAUGCCCAAUGGAUAAUAACAAUAAAUAUUUAUUUAUAGCUUCCGAAGAUCACACAAUAAAAAUAUUUGACAUUACAGAAAGGAAGUUUGUUAGGGCAUUAAAGCAUGAGUUUCCAAUAAAAAACGUUAUAUUAGAAAAUAACAAACUAUACUGUUCGUUGUCUAAUGGAAACAUUUGCGUUUGGGAACAAAUGGAGAAAUAA
Plasmodium malariae is the source of this 1914-nucleotide messenger RNA. RefSeq names its product WD repeat-containing protein, putative. Bases 1 to 1914 code for a protein of 637 amino acids. Gene Ontology annotation, molecular function: protein binding. Lineage: Eukaryota; Apicomplexa; Aconoidasida; Haemosporida; Plasmodiidae. The transcript has 12 exons. The record is from RefSeq and is a predicted model, not a curated record.